Molecule: messenger RNA, 4314 nt
Organism: Lodderomyces jiufengensis
Lineage: Eukaryota; Fungi; Ascomycota; Pichiomycetes; Serinales; Debaryomycetaceae
Gene: MSB2
Product: Msb2p
Exons: 1
Coding region: 1-4314 (1437 amino acids)
Biological process (GO): fungal-type cell wall organization; hyperosmotic response; cellular bud site selection
Cellular component (GO): plasma membrane; cell surface; site of polarized growth
Molecular function (GO): osmosensor activity
Source: RefSeq, a predicted model, not a curated record
AUGUUGUCAAAUAUUAAUUUAAAUUUUAUUACUGCAAUUUAUAUAUUAUCUUAUAUAUCAUUUAUAAAUGGUGAAUCAAUACCAAAUCAACAUUUAAAACCUUUACAACCUUAUUAUAAAUUUAUUGAUAAAUUAAAAAGAGCUGAUGAUAAUUCAAAUAAUAAUAAUAAUAAUGGUAAUGGUAAUGGUAAUGGUAAUGGUAGAGUAGCGAAUUUUUUACAAAAUUUAUUUGGUAAUUCUACUACUUCAGAACCAACAACAACAAAUGCCAUAACUUCAUCACCUUUAUAUGAAUCAUCAAGUUUAUCAAAUAGUGAAGAAUCAUCUACUAGACAGUUAUCAAAUGAUAAUAAUAAUAAUAAUAAUAAUAAUAAUAAUAGAGUACAAAAUUCAGAUAUCAAUGGAUCUACUUCAAAUGAUAGAAUUUUUACUUCGUCAACAUCAUCAGAUAUUCCAUCUGUAACUAUACCAGGAUCAUCAUCAUCAGCUAGCAAUAAUUAUAAUUUUUUUAAUAAUGUACCAAGUACAACUACUCAAAGUACUUCUGAACAAGAUACAACUACAAGUAAUAAUUCACCUACACCAGUAAAAAGUUCUUCAGAAGAUUCUACACCAAAUACUACUUCAUCAGAAGCUUCUGCACCAAAUACUACUUCAAAAGAAGCUUCUACACCAACUACUACUUCAUCAAAAGAUUCUACACCAACUACUACUUUAUUAAGUAAUUCUCAGUAUAGAGCUCAACAAGAACCACAACAACAACAAUCAUCAUCUUCACCGGUAUCAUUUUCAACUAGUGAAGAUUCUACAACUAGUGCAACUACUUCACAACAGCAACUGCAGCAACCUACUACCUCAUCAAAAAACUCACCAUCAACAACAACACCAGUAGAAGAUACAUCAUCAGCAAAUCCACCAUCAACAACAACACCAGUUGAAGAAACAUCAUCAACAAUUUCUACUUCCACAAAUUCACCAAAUUCUUCACAAGAACAAUCAACUACAGCCACAACUCCAACUACCAGUGCAAUCCCAACAACUAGUUCAUCAACACCUGCAGAUUCAAAUGCUCCAAGUGUAGCAAACACAGUAGCAUUAUCAAAUGAAGAACCUAGUACAAAUUCUCAAACUACUAGUAUUACUUCACAAACUACUACAUCUUCAUCAUCUACAACAUCAACUGAUGAAUCUGUCGAUUCUACUACAAAUACUACACCAACAACAACUUCAUCAACUACAAGCUCAUCAAAUGAAGAUAACACUACUUCAAGUAGUUCUUCAGCAGUAAUUGAAAAUACUCCAUCAGCCGCAUCUCCAACAACAUCAAACACAUCUUUACCAACUACUUCAUCCUCAUCAUUAACUUCAUCGAAUGAUGUCAAUAGUGCAAAUGUUGUUGGCAGUGCCGAUUCAAGUAGUUCUCCAACAACCUUCACCACAUCAACCGAUGGUCAAUCAACUACUCAAUCUUCAUCAUCAUCAACUUCAGAAAGUUCCACUUCCUUAGUUGAACCAACAACUUCAUCAUUAGAUUAUUCAACAACUUCAAGUUCAUCACAAUCAACAUUACCAAAUACUAGUUCCAGUACUGAUGAAGUGGUUUCUUCAAAUACUCCAGCAAGUUCAAAUGUUGAAACUUCAUCAUCAAGUAGUACAUUAGUUGGUGCUUCACAAUCUGCUGUUGCUCAAUCUGCUGUCGCUCAAUCAAGUUUAUCAUCAGAUUCAAGUAUAGUUGAUACAACAACUAAUUCACCAGUUACUUCUUCGAGUCAAGCUACUACAAGCUCACCAACAACUACAGAUACAGCUCAAUCAAGUUUACAAUCAACUUCAUCUUCAAAUAAUGAUGUUUCAGGUGUUACUACUAGUAGUGGUACUCAAUCAGUAGUAACUUCUUCACCAAGUGAUCAAACAACUGUAGAAUCGGCAUCAGAUGUUUUAAUAAAUCCAUCAUUAUCAUCAUUUGCAUCAAAUUUUGUGUCUGGUGGAACUACAACUUCAACUCCAAUUGUUAGUGCUUCAUCAGGAUCAUCAAUAAUUUCCAAUGCACAAGUUUCAGGAGUCAAUACCGCUAGUUCAAUAACUACUUCAGAUAGUUUUUCAGAUGAAGAAAGUACUACAUUACAUAAUCCAUCAGAGACUUCACUUUUAACAUCUUCCUCAACAGGUUCAUCAUCAACCUCAAUAAUUUCAGAGGUUAUUAGUUCAUCUACCAAUACACCAGCUGGUGUAAUUUCAUCAUCACCAUUUUCAUCAGGAGAAGUUACGAGUACAUUUAUAAGUUCAGGUGAAUUACAAUCACAAACCCUUUCUUUAGAAAGUGGUAAUGUUAUAUCAUCACCAACAUCUUCAUCAAUUAGUACAGAAACUCCAGUUGAAUCAUCUUUUAUACCAGGUGUUAUACCAUCAUCUACUCCAGGUAUUGUUGAAUCCUUUACUCCAGGUAUUGAACCAUCAUCUACUUCAACAUUAUCAACUCCAGCUUCUGCAUUAACUCAAGAAUUAGGUUCUGAAACUGGAAUUUCAACAGCUUUAACCUCAGCUUCAGAAUUACCAAUUGCAGAAUCAGGUAGUACACAAUCAUUACCAUCAACUGCAAGUUUAGAAUCUCCAAGUACGUCAUCUUUAGUUACAGAACAACCAAUAAGUAGUGGUUCGGAAAUUCCUUCAGUAAUUACAUCAGCUUCAUUAAGUUCAGAAAGUGGCAUAGAAGGAUUGACAAGUGAAUUAACUACAUCUACUGGAGAAGCAUCAAUUAGUGAGGCAACUGGACAAGCUAGUACUGAAUUAACUUCACCAGCAAUUAUAUCUGAGGGAUCAUCUACUGUUACCGGUUCACAAGUAUCUGGUGCUGAAACUGAAGGAUCAUCUACUGGUACUGAGUCACAAAUAUCAGCCAUUGAAACUGAGGGAUCAUCAACUACAGGUGUAAUACCAGGUCAAUCAACUACUGAAGGAUCAAUUACUAGUGAAACUCCAUUAACUUCCCAAACCACCGAUUUGACUGAAGCCUCUGGUGUUACAAGUGAAGGAUCGUUGACUUCUGAAGUCACUGGUAUUGCAAGUGAAGGUUCAUCGAUAACUUCUGGAGUUUCUACUACAGCCAAUGAAACCCCAGCUGAAUCUGAAUCUGGUAUUUUUGAAACUGAAUCAUCACAAGCUACUGGAAUUGUUGGAUCAUCAAUAUCGCAAACUCAAACUGGUGCUUCACCAAUCACCACAAACACAGUUGAAUCAUCAUCAUCUACUGUUGUAGAAGGUCCAAUCAUCACCACUUCAACACCAGGAUCAAGUAUUACCAGUGCAGCACCAAUUGAAAUUGAUUCAUCAUCAACUGUACCAGGACAAGCAGCUACCAAAACCUCAUCAACAAAAAAUUGGUUACCAUCAUCAUUAAUAAUAGCAGAAACUCCAAGCUCAAAUCCAGAACAAACCUCAGAAACUGAUAUUGCUCAAGCUACUUCAACACCAUCAUCAACUCAAGGAUUACCAAGAGCUAUUACACCGGCAGAUACUAGUGACCCAGGUGCUGAAUAUUCUGUUAUAACUAUUGGGUUUAAAGCAGCUUUAAAUUAUCCAUUUGUUGUUAAUCAUACUAUAUCAUCAGCUCAAAUUUUCCAAUUUUUACCAUCAGUUGUUUCAUAUCCAUUUGGUAAUGAUAAAGAUUUAAAUCAAGUAUCAGUAAAACAAUUGAUUCCAUACCAAGCAUCAAAUAUUGAUUAUACAAUAACAGUUGCAGAAGUUUAUUUCCCAUCAGAUAGUAUAGCACAAUUAAGUCAAUUAAUUACUACUUCUGGUUCACAAAUUUAUAGAAACCCUGAAAAUACUUUAAAUACUUUAGCUUCAUUAAUAGAUUCUAGAAUUCCAUUAACUGGAUUGUCAGAUUCAAGUCAACAAGUUAGUGGAUCAUCAACCAAUCAAUCAAACUCACCAAAUUCAAAUGGUUCAAUGGAUGCAAAUUAUAAUAGUCCAACAGUUACAAAUAAAGGUAGAGUAGCAGGUCUAACUAUUGGAGCAGCUGCUGGUUGUGCAAUUUAUAUGUCUUUGAUGAUUUUAUUAUUUAGAAAAUUUAGAUCUAAAAAUUCAUUGGAAUUACCAUCAACUGAUUCUGAAUCUAAUUUUGGUAUGAGUUCUGAUGAAGAAGGUAGUAUGAUGACUGAUGAAAUUUCAAAUAAUUCUUCUGGGUUUUCAGAUAUUUUUGAUCGAAUAAAUAAUAAUCAACAACUAAAUCAACCUGUUAAUAAUAAUCAUACUCAAUUUGUUGAUAUGGGAAAUACUGGAUCAACAGAGAAUAGAGCAUUCUACUGGCCAUAA